Messenger RNA from Sclerotinia trifoliorum, 3212 nucleotides. NCBI's taxonomy places the organism in Eukaryota, Fungi, Ascomycota, Leotiomycetes, Helotiales, Sclerotiniaceae. The record is from the annotation of a GenBank genome assembly.
AUAGCUUGAACAAGCAGCCCGAGCACAAACCCAUUGCAACAACCACUACCACGACCACUAUCACUACAGUAACACUUACCAUCCGAAAUCACCUCUUAACAACCUCUCCCUUUUCCAUUUCAAAAUCACAUAACUUCUAUUUACCCCGCCUUACCUAUUGCCAAUAUGGCAUCUCUCAAUACUUCCACGAAUGGCCCUUCAAUUAAAUCCUCAUAUACUGGAGUGGUCAAUUCUGCUGCACCUUCCGGAGCUGCGGCGUCCAGCCCAACCUAUGGACAGUGGGCUUUGUUCUCGGUAUCAGCUCCUCUUGUAAAUGCUUUUCAACAAGAUAGUGGCGGGAAAGAGAGUGUGCUUAAGGUGCAGAGCACUGGAGGUAUGUUCGCUUUAUUCUUGAUAGCUUCAAGUCAAUCAUCUAACGUUGCGGACCGCAGAGGGAGAGCUUAUCGACUUAAUCGAGGAUUUUUCUGAAGGACGAGUUCAAUUCGCAUUUGUCAAAGUCAAAGAUCCGAAUACCACACUUCCGAAAUAUGUCCUUAUUGGAUGGGUUAGUCGCACAAUUCAAGAGAGCGUCGAGAGAAUAGGAGGUACUAACACAACCUAUAGUGCGGUGAAGGUGUUCCCGAGCGAACAAAAGGCUAUUUCACAAGCCACCUUGCAGCAGUAUCUAAGAUUCUUCACGUUGGUACUCAUCUGAUUAUCCUAUCUUCAUCAUACUCAUACAUCAUGCUAGGGUUAUCAUGUUCAAAUAACUGCUCGAUCAGAAUCCGACUUGGCACCAGAAAGUAUUGUGCAGAAAGUAGCAGAUGCAUCGGGCGCGAAAUAUUCGGCAGCCUCGGCACCGCCGCCUUCCUCCGGUCCUCCUCCUCCAAAGGCUAAACCAGUCUUCACUCCUACACGGCCGGGCGGCGUGUCUGGGUUUAAUCCAUUAGCAGGCUCAAGGUCGAGGACAAGUCAGAAUGACAACGUAGAUGGGGAUGGAUGGGGCGCAGAUGCGCCACAAGUCACCCGAACACAACUUGAAAAGGUCCAGCCCGCAUACAAACCCACAAAAGUUAACAUGGCAGAGCUUACCAAACAGCCAACCGCCUCGCGAUCUAAUGAUGGCGGUGGGGCGGACAGUGGAGCUGCCUCAGACGUUGUCAAAGGAGGCUAUCAACCAAUCGGCAAAGUAGACAUUGCAGCAUUACGCGCUCAGGCUAAGAGCAGCGGUGAUGAUAGGCCGACGAUAGUUAAGGGAGCAUACGAACCAGUCGGUAAAGUGGAUAUCGCUGCGAUUAGGGCCAAAGCACAAAAGCCUGCCGAUGAGAGUCCAAGGGAAGUUUCGCAUGCCGCUACUGGUUCUGCGCCAAACAGCGACGAACCACCCAAAUCCCUCGCAGACAGGUCUACGGCUUUCACUCAAUCAGAGCGCCUCACGACCCUUCCAAAACCAAAGGUUGCAAAUAGGUUUGGCUCCACCGCGAACAGCUUCGCCGGAACGAAAGCGCCAACUCCAGGAAGUUUUGGGAUACAAUCCCCAGCAGCUCCAGCAGCGUCUGCUCCGGUAGGUGCAGCAAGUAGAACAUUCGCUGAUGAAGGAGGCAAGACUCCUGCCCAAAUUUGGGCAGAGAAAAAAGCUAGAGAAAGGGGCCUUAGCGGUGCUGGAGACGCACCUCCCCAGAAUGUAGCAGCACCUAUUGCAAGCCAACCAAGCGGAGGAGGACAAUGGAAAAGUGGUUACACUGGUAAAUCUUGGGCUCCUGUGACCACCAACCCUACCGGACAAUCCGCUACGGGCAGUAUAGAUCAACAGAGAACCGGUGAAGCAGAACCUGAGCAAGAAGCCCCAGCUUCUCCAGCUGGAGGCAUCAAUGCUAUCAGGGAUCGAUUUAAGGGAGGACAGGCACCCAUGGGUGCACCCGCGAUGCCACGAUCAAUUACCGGAGAUCAAAAUCAAUCUACACCACCUCCACCUAUCAACGCCUCCAGUAGACCCGGUGCAAUCCCAAUGCCUGGCCUUCCAGCACGCCCCCCGCCUGUCGAUGAUGAGGAGGAACAGACCAGACCAAAUAUUCCAGCACCUCCUCCCGUUCCCCGCACUCCAACACCAGAACCAGAAGAGGAACCAGAACGCGAGUCGUCGCCCGUUCGUAUUGCUAUGCCAGUAGCACGUGGAAGAGCACCUGAAGAAAUGGAAGCGCUAGAGGAACUUCACAAUCACCCAACGCUAGAGCAAGCCAUUGAACACGUCCCCCAUGAGGAAGACCUUACCGAGGAACCCGUUGGACAUGACCCAGCGCGUGGUGCAGCAGCAGCCGUAGCCGCUGAAACAUUCGGGCACAGUGCGCCUAUGGUUAACGAAGUUUCCGCUGCUAGCGGUAAACGCGCAUUGAUUCAAUACGACUAUGAGAAGGCAGAAGACAAUGAGCUGGAAUUAAUCGAAGGUGAAUACGUCACUAACAUUGAAAUGGUCGAUGACGAUUGGUGGAUGGGCACCAACUCCAAAGGCGAAAGUGGUCUCUUCCCAAGUAACUAUGUAGAGCUGGUAGAAGGCGAAGAAGAGUCAGCUCCAGCACCAGUUCCAACUCACCACGCUGAGCCGGAACCACCAGCUCAUGUCCCAGCUCCUGCAGCUCUGGCUGCUGCACCUGUUCAUGCUGCUGGCCCUACCGCUACUACACAAUAUGAUUAUGAAGCAGCCGAGGAUAAUGAAUUGAGUUUCCCUGAAGGCGCUACAAUUACUGAUUUGGUAAGUUUUUAUCCUCCUUUGGUCUUCAGCCCUUUUCCUUCCUUCUUGUUUCAAAUCAAAGACAAACACUAACCCCAUACAGGAAUUCCCAGAUGAUGAUUGGUGGUUCGGUCACUACAACGGACAUUCUGGUCUCUUCCCAGCAAACUAUGUAGAGCUUGAUCAAUAGAUACCUACCUAAGUUAUGCAUACCAGCUAAGCGAAGCAAAGCAAAGCAGUCCGGAGCAAUCAAUCCGAGCGACUGAUGUCCGAGGGGUUUUAGUUAAGAUGUAGUUCAAAUUAGUUUUGGACUUCAAAAAAAAAUUCAGGAGAUUUGUAGAUGAGUUGUGGCAGGCGGGCAGGCAGGCAUGGGUGGAUGGAUGGAUUGAUGGAUGUUUUUGUAAGUAGUAACUGCAAGAGCAGUAGUUAAGAAAAAAGCGGUGGUCUUGGUUUCUAUAAAAGAUAAAAGAGGAUUGAAAUUUCGUUCAUCGAUAUUGCUAGCAUG